AUGAGCUUCCAGGACCACGGGCUCGGCUUCCACCAGGUGAUCACCGACGGCGGCUGCGGCGGCGGCGCCGGCCCGGCCACGGCCGCGCCGCCGUGGUGGGCCGCCGCUCACCAGGGGUGCGCUGCGGCUAGGUUUCCGCGAUCACCUUGUCCUCAGGCGAUCCCAGACCCUCGGAGGCACGAGCUGAGAUUCCACGAGCCUCCCGGGGCAGACGCCAUGGCCGCCGCGCACCCGGAGCUGCUGCACAAGUACCACCAUGGCCGUUUCGAGCUCGGCAUUGGGCAAUCCAUGGUGUUUAACAACAACGCCAUUGCUGACCAUCAGAGUUAUGGCGCUGCGUACUAUCCCUUCUACGGAGCCCAAGCUUUGCACGGGAGGGUGCUCCUGCCGCCAGCGAUCGCGGCCGAGGAGCCGGUGUACGUGAACGCCAAGCAAUUCAACGGCAUCCUCCGGCGGCGCCUGGCGCGCGCCAAGCUUAUGGCCGCCAGGGACCGCCGGGUCUCCGGGAACCGCAAGACAUACCUGCACGAGUCACGGCACCUGCACGCGCUGCGCCGGGCGCGGGGCACAGGCGGCCGCUUCCUCAACACCCGGAGCCUUGACAGCAACCCGCACAAGCCGCCGCCCGAGGGCAGCGCUGCCAGCACGGCGAAGGCGGCGGCGAGGCUGCAGCAGCAGGAGCGGCAGGCGGACGCCUUGUUCCUCUCGUCGCUGGUGAACAUGGCGGGCGGCGACGGCGACGGCGGCGAGGCCACCAAGUGGUCCGGCGGCGCGCCGUCGCUGGGCUGCUGCGACCUGCUCAAGGCGUGA
This is a messenger RNA of Miscanthus lutarioriparius, 810 nucleotides long. NCBI's taxonomy places the organism in Eukaryota, Viridiplantae, Streptophyta, Magnoliopsida, Poales, Poaceae. The record is from the annotation of a GenBank genome assembly.